AUGGCUGAAUUCAAGCAUCCAGUUCAUACUGGUUUCUCUAAACCUGGGGCCUUCACCAACUGUCCCUUCUGGGCGCGCAGUCAGGUCAAAUACGCCCAGGACCUUCUCGACUACUCGACAGAUCCCAUAGAAUACGAGCACGACGACGAAGACUACUGGGACAACCACUUUUUCUUUCCAGAAGACUGCUCUUGGUCCCCACCCAAAGAUUGGGCUUUGGACGACGACGACAACUCUGAAGAAGACAUCGCAGUCGGCGAGUGCUACGAUCACGACAACACCAUGAUACCUGGACUGCCCGACAUCAAAAUGCUGGACGCGGAGGCCCUCUCCGAUCUCCUAGAGGAUAACCUCUCGCCACCAGAGAUCACUUCCAUAUUUGUCUUCGCCACAAACGGCGCCAUCUUCGCUUACGCCUCCUCUCUCCCAUCCCGUCAGCUACGUAAUCUGAGCGCGACUUACGGCGCCGCGUAUACGUGCUACGCAAAGAACGCCUCCAGCGGCAAUCUCACCGGCGUCAACCCCGCCAGUCAUCCGUCAUCAUAUGUCACAGCCCAAUCCGUCUCCCUAGGCGACGUCGGCUCGAUCGUCUUCGAGCUUGACGACCUCGUCGCCGUCGUGACCAGAAUCGCCGACAAGGUCCUCCUUGCCGCCGUCGGGCCGUCGAAAAUCGCCGACGUCGCUCCGGAUAGCCACAUCCUGGGAACGUCAGCUUCUAAACCCGAGUCCCCGCGAUCCGCAGCCUCGUCACAUACUGAGCCCGCGCAAGCAUCAGGCACAGCCUCCGGCACGACAAACAACAGCGCAACGCCGACCGCAGCAUCAACGCCCCAACCCCAAUCCGCUUCCCACACCAACGGCACAACGCCUCACACAGCCAUCAACUCCGCCCCCACCGCCGACGCCAGCGGCUACUUGACAGAUGCGCAACUCCAGUCGCAAUACGAAGUCGACCGCACCAAGGACCUCGAGCGGCUCGCGAGCCUCAACCUCUCGACGCCACCCUCGAUCCUCCUCGCACUAGAAUCCAAGUCCGCGGCACUAGGCCGGUUCCUGUCGCAGAAGCUCGAAGAUCUGGCGAGCCCGGAUGACUUUUAG
Molecule: messenger RNA, 1098 nt
Organism: Aspergillus mulundensis
Lineage: Eukaryota; Fungi; Ascomycota; Eurotiomycetes; Eurotiales; Aspergillaceae
Exons: 2
Coding region: 1-1098 (365 amino acids)
Source: RefSeq, a predicted model, not a curated record